Misgurnus anguillicaudatus (oriental weatherfish) is the source of this 1653-nucleotide messenger RNA. The record is from RefSeq and is a predicted model, not a curated record. Lineage: Eukaryota; Metazoa; Chordata; Actinopteri; Cypriniformes; Cobitidae.
UCUACACGCAAGAGAAUGGUGAAAGAAGCCGAUUGACUGGCAUUUAGAAUCACGACGUAUUACAUUUCCUUAAAAAUAAACGGCGUUUUUUCUGAGAGAAAAAGAACGCCGUAACGUUUUCACGGUAACAAAUUAAAACAUACCAAACGUUCUUUCAUAAACACGUUUAUGUUUGUUUCCGAUAUAGUUUUAAAGUGAAAUUUUUUGUACAUUAAAAGGCUACAGAACAAACAAAACAGACCAUUUUAACUACCGAUUAUGCUCAUUGCCAUUAAAUUCGCAGUCGUCGCGUUGAUAUGACGUACGCGGGCCUUUCUGACGUCAUUGACUGUCUUGCCGCGAAAUGUCAAAUCAUGCAUGCAUGCGCUAAUCUCUAAUAACUGGGACGUGUAAUGAAUUGAAGUCAAAGCAAUGAAAAACAGUCAAGUCAAAUAUUCAGAGAAGUCAUCUGUUGGCAAAGAUGCAUUCCAGCAACUUCCAAAGAAACUGCAGGAUAAACUCAUGCCCUUCCAGAGAGAGGGCGUCUGCUUUGCUUUGUCCAGGGAUGGAAGGUGUAUGAUUGCAGACGAGAUGGGUUUGGGAAAGACGAUCCAGGCCAUUUCUGUGGCUUGUAUCUACAGACAGGAAUGGCCACUGUUGAUCGUGGUGCCUUCAUCCUUGAAAUACCCAUGGAUUGAGGAGCUGGAGAAGUGGAUACCAGAUCUGGACCCCAAUGACAUCAACUUGGUGGAGAGCAAGACCGACACUAUGAGCAUCAGCACCAGCAAAGUCACUAUACUGGGAUACGGACUGCUCACCACAGACGCACGCCCCCUGCAGGAAGCCCUAAACAAGCAGCGAUUUGGCAUCGUCAUAGUGGACGAAUCCCACUACAUGAAGUCCCGUAAUGCAGCUCGCAGUAAAAUACUGGUGCCAAUCAUUCAGAACGCCAAGCGUGCCAUCCUCCUAACUGGCACCCCCGCGCUGGGCAGACCAGAGGAGCUUUUCAUGCAAGUCGACGCACUGUAUCCCCGGAGGUUUGGAACCUGGAGCGACUACGCCAAAAAAUACUGCAACGCACAUUACAAGUUUUUUGGGAACAGAAGACAGUGGGACUGUCGCGGCGCAUCUCAUCUGGACGAGUUACACCAGCGUCUUAGUGAGAUUAUGAUUCGUAGACUGAAGAAUCAAGUGCUUACCCAACUGCCGCCCAAAAUACGCCAACGAAUUCCUUUCGACCUGCCCAAGGAUGCUGCCAAAGAAGCGAGUGCUAGUUUCGAGCAAUGGGAGAAGCUCAUGAGUUCUCAAAGUGAGAGUCAGUUCGGGGAGGUGAUGAGUCUCAUCACACACAUGUAUAAGCAGACGGCCAUUGCCAAGGCCGGAGCUGUGAAAGACUACAUCAAGAUGAUGUUGGAGACAGAAGAGCUGAAGUUUCUAGUCUUCGCUCAUCAUCUCAGCAUGCUACAGGCGUGUACCGAAGCUGUCAUCGAAGCCAAGGCUGGUUAUAUCCGUAUUGAUGGCAGCGUUCCAUCGGCCGAGAGGAUCCAACUGGUCCAUCGUUUUCAAAAUGAUCCAAGCACACGUGUGGCCAUACUAAGCAUACAGGCAGCUGGUCAGGGUCUGACAUUCACAGCUGCGUCUCACGUGGUCUUUGCUGAGCUCUACUGGAACCCG